GGCAGUGAGCGGAGCGCCGGGGAGCCCGAGCCCCGGUAGCGGCGCAGGGCUGGAAAAACUCGCCGCAGGAUCCCUUCUUGAAUGUCCUGGCUGCCAGUAGAAUUGAAGGCAGGAGGCAACUCAUGACCACCAAACCGUGACAGCCUUGGAUUCCCCUGCUUCUGGCUGCUCGAAAUAACCACUGGGCUGCUGUGGAGAUGAAUGGAGAACAGCAGCAUGAUGCAGAUGCUGGUUCCAGUGUGGAAGAAAUGGAAUUCAAUUGGGAUGAGUAUCUAGAAGACACAGGAGCAAUUGCAGCCCCCCAUGGAUCUUUUAAACAUGUGGAUACAAGUUUGCAGAAUGGUUUUGCCCCUGGUAUGAAGCUAGAAGUUGCUGUCAAGUCUGACCAAAACACCUACUGGGUAGCCACAAUCAUUACUACCUGUGGGCAGCUGCUCCUGUUGCGCUACGAUGGUUACGGGGAAGACCGCAAGGCUGACUUCUGGUGUGAUAUCAUGACAGCUGAUUUACACCCCAUCGGCUGGUGUGAGCAGAACAAGAAGGUUCUCAAAGUGCCUGAAGGUAUCAAGGAUAAGAUACCUGACAAGGACGAAUUCCUUCAGCGGGUGCUGAAAGGAGCAUGCAGUGCUCCUGCUAACCUGCUGGAGGGGCUUCACAGAGGGAAAAACCCAUUGGAUCUCAUUGCACCAGGCUCCCGACUAGAACUGCAAAACGUCCGAGAUUCCCUGGAAGCCUGGAUAGUCAACGUGGUAGAAAAUGUUGGUGGGAGACUUAAACUGCGAUACGAAGGGCUCGAGGAUUCUGACAAAUUUGACCAGUGGCUGUUCUACUUGGACCCUUUCCUUCAUCAAGUGGGGUGGGCAGCUCAACAUGGAUAUAGCCUGCAGCCGCCUUUAGCCAUUAGGUCCUUGAAGAGUGAAGCAGAUUGGCAAGAGAUUCUGAAGAAGGUGAAAGAGGAGGAAGAGGAGUCAUCAGUUCCUACAGAUCUCUUUAAGGAUAAACCUGUGAUUGGAGUGCAUUCCUUCUCUGAAGGCAUGAAGUUAGAAGCUGUGGAUCCAAUGGCUCCUUUUGUAAUCUCUCCUGCUACAGUUCUCAAGGUAUACAAUGAAAAAUACUUCAUGAUAGAAAUUGAUGACUUGAGACCAGACCGCACAACCAGCCAGUCUUACAUUUGUCAUGUCAACAGUGCUGGUAUUUUCCCUGUGCAAUGGAGCCUGAAGAAUGGUUUGCAUCUCAUUCCACCACCAGGUUAUCCUGGGCAGGACUUUGAUUGGGCAGACUACCUCAAACAGUGUGGUGCUGAGGCAGCUCCUCAGAGCUGCUUCCCUUCGUUAACUUCUGACCAUGGAUUUAAAGAGAAUAUGAAGCUUGAGGCUGUGAACCCGCUUGAUCCUGAAGAAGUCUGCAUUGCUACAGUCACCAAGUUGAAAGAUUCCUACCUCUGGCUUCAGCUGGAGGGCUCCAAGAAGCCCGUCCCUGAGUGUAUAGUGAGUGUGGAAUCAAUGAAUAUAUUUCCAGUGGGUUGGUGUGAGACGAAUGGAUAUCAGCUCAGACCUCCUCGCAAAGCAAUAGUAAACAAGCAGAAAAAGAUUGCAGUAGUUCAACCAGAGAAACAAAUUUUGUCUUCAAGGACAGUUCAUGAUGGACUAAAGAACCAGGAAAUGAACUCUAAUGAUUCAGUGGUAAUUAAUGGAAAGUACUGCUGCCCAAAGAUCUACUUCAACCACCGGUGCUUCUCAGGGCCUUACCUUAACAAAGGCAGGAUUGCAGAGCUCCCACAAUCUGUGGGACCUGGGAACUGUGUCCUUGUUCUGAAAGAGGUUCUCACUUUGUUGAUCAAUGCAGCUUACAAACCUAGCCGUGUCCUGCGAGAACUGCAGCUGGAUGAAGAGGCUGCAUGGCAUGGGCAUGGAGAGACCCUAAAAGCCAAGUACAAAGGAAAGAGCUACCGUGCAACUGUGGAAGUUGUGAGGACAGCAGAUCGGGUGGCAGAUUUCUGCAGAAAAACAUGCAUCAAGCUGGAAUGUUGUCCAAACCUCUUUGGCCCUCAGAUGGUGCUGGACAAGUGUUCAGAGAACUGCUCUGUCCUGACAAAGACUAAAUACACACACUAUUAUGGGAAGCGGAAAAACAAGCGGAUAGGUAGGCCUCCGGGUGGCCACAGUAACCUGGAAGUAGCCAUGAAGAAACCAAAUAAAAGACGGAAGAGACGAAAACAUUUUUUUGUCCAUAAGAAAAAGCGUUCUUCAACGUCAGUGGAUAACACUCCAGCUGGAUCUCCCCAGGGCAGUGGGGGAGAAGAAGAGGAUGACCAGGAUGAGGUAGAUGAAGAAUCUCUGACUGAGGAUAGUACGUCAGAGCACCAAGAUGAAUUGCUUGAGGAAUCAGAGAUAUCAGAGAAAAAAUCACUGUCAUCCUCUCCUACACAGAGUGAACUGUCUCAUUCCCUGGCUCAGGACAGAGACAAGCGGAAGAGGAAGCUCAGGACCUUUUCCUUUUCUGAUGAUGAAAAUAAACCUCCUUCGCCAAAGGACAUAAAGAUGGAAGUUGCUGAAAAGCUGCAGCUGGACAGUAACCCUCUGGAGUGGAGCGUGGCUGACGUUGUACGAUUCCUCAAAUCCACUGACUGUGCACCACUGGCAAGAAUUUUCCUUGAUCAGGAAAUUGAUGGCCAGGCUCUGCUGCUGCUGACCCUGCCCACUGUUCAGGAGUGUAUGGACUUGAAGCUCGGGCCAGCUAUUAAACUUUGCCAUCACAUUGAGAGGGUGAAGCUUGCCUUUUACCAGCAGUUUGCUAACUGAGGAGCAGCCAACUUGAAAUGGACCUUUGAAGCACAACUACAAAAACAUUCUACUUUCUUUUUAGCAAGGAAAGCCAAAUUAAAUUAAACUGAGGCCCUGGUGACCUAAGAGCAUCUGUCAGCCUCGAGUUUUCACUUUGACAAAAGGAAGACAACAUCUGGAGCAAAAUGCCAGUGCAAACACAGGGGCUACUCUACCAGCUGCCAGCUCGGGAACACAAUAGUCUCUUGCUCUAUGGUUCCCUUUUUUUAAUGUAUUUUUUACUGAUUACAGAAAGUCUCCUCUGGUGGGAAAUGACAUUUCAAUAGUUCUGUUGGCACAGAACUUUAAAAGGAGAAACGGAUCCUGUUUACGUUAGCAUGUAGGCUGCCAGAAGUAACCUUUCUCUGUUCCUGAUGACUCACAGAAUUCCCUUUCCUCCCUGUGGAAGAAAACUUGCUUUACCACAGCACUGACUUUGGAAUGUGCUCUUUGCACAUUCGUGUGUUAAUGUUGAGUUUUUAAUGAAUUUGUUCAUUGUAAGGACAACAACAUGGCCACAGGGUUCUGAAUGUACAGUAUAGCAAGGGUGUGAUUCCUUUGGGGUUUUUGUUUGCUUGGUUGGUUUUUGUUUCAUUGCUGUUGGGGUUUUGUUCUGUUUUGUUUUUACUACCUCUGUAGCCUGAACAGUAGAAGUGAUGAACUAAGAAAGGAGGGAACUACUUAGGCUGGACAAAUCAUCUGUAGCUGCACAACAGUCUCUCUUCUGUAGGCAUGUCAGGAGUACAAACCUGAUAAGAGCAUACAGAGCUUCUGUUCCAAAGCUUUAGCUGAAACCUGUGUAAGGCUUAACCUGUAUGUUUCCUUUCUCUCAUAUAUCAGAAAACUUACUUAUUUUGCACUUCUCUUACAGGUGGACUGUAGGAAAAAAGGAAGGAAAGAGAAAGUGCCUCUGCAUUUUCUGUAUUUUGGUUGUCAGAUUUUUAUUCUUUUUUUGAAUUGUGUGAAGUUAUUUCCUUUUUCUUAUAGCAAACAAUUGGGCCAUAUACACAGAGCCUGUCAGCAGACUUUUGCUUUGCUACCUGAACAUCUUUUUAGAGAAUACACUAAGGAAACUGCCAUCAGUAGAGGACUGCAACUUAGCUGGGCCAGUGUUUGCAUACUGGAAGCUAUCUUAUGAGCAUGACUUUGUAUUUUUAACUGUUUAUAGCUGCUCAGGAUCAGACUUGGUGAAAAUGUGAGGGGUUGAGAAGAGGGUUGUAUGCUUGUUUUAGAGAAAAGGACAAGGACUAGAAGGAACAUCUAGUUCCAUCAGUAGACCCACAGAACUGCUGAUUUUAGUUCUCCAGGAUAAUAAUACCCUAUCAACCACUUGCUGUAGACCUGUGCUUUACACUUCAAGUAACAGGGUUUACAUUACUUUCCAUUAAGGAUGUGGGGGACCUUACAUCAGGGUUAAGGUCUGCAUCAAAUAAGCAUUAGGUUUCAGCUGGCCUGCAUGCAUUGACUCUGCCUAUUCUCACAGUAUUUGGGGGAGCAUAGGCAGGAGCUGUGUGUGCAGCCCUGGUCCUUUGUCUUCUGUUCAAAUACAUUUUUGCAGAAAGCUCCUGGCAUGCUGAGGUCUUUGAGGUAGGAAGGUGCUCACUGCAGAUACCUCUUUAGGAAAGACACAUUUGCUGGUUUCUGAUAAACACUGGUUACUCUGGUCAAAUGAAUUGAUUCAAGCAUCUCUUAGGCCUAAUGUGAUCAUUUACUCUGCUGUGAGCUGUAGGAUUCAGCAAGGAGGUGAAGUUUGCACAGUCUGUGUCUGCAUCUGCCACAUAGAUGUUGAGGGGGAGCUACCUUCAAUGAAAACUGUUCAGAGUAAGCAGCGAAAUAACUGGGGUUUAUUUCUUUUGCCCCUUAGAAAAACUGCCUAGUAAAGGCAGCACUAUUUACAGAAGUGCUAAAUCGGGCUUUUUUUCACCAUUCCAGAAUGAAAAAGUAAAUGUCAGACAAGCUGUUUAAUAGCUGAGGGAGGGCAGUGUGUAGCUAGGAUGACUUUUUCUCCCAAGCUGUAAACAGAGUCUGAAAACACAAACUGAAAUCAAAGUGUGCCAACUUCUUCCUCACACUGGAUAUGUGGCCAGUAAAUGGCUCUUCAUAUUCUGCUUAGGUUGUGCACCUGUACUCCACUCUCUUAGGGCAAGCUCAGUGGUAAGCCAUUGGGCUUGUUUUUGAAAGAAACACUGCUGCUUUGCUGUCAGCAUCUUGUCUUGAGAAACUUGACCAGCAGAGAACUUCUGGGGUAGAAGAUGAUGCUUUUGGGUCAGAUUUGUCAUUCUUCAGGCUUUCCAGAGCACUAUUACACUGAUACCCAGCAGAACUGACCUGCAUAGCCAAGAGAUGUUGCUUCCACCUUUCCCCGUGGGCAGAUAGAUGUCUUUUUAAGUAACUGGCAGGAGAGAACAGAGCUUAAAGGAUGAUUUAGUGAACCUGUUAACUUGAUGCCUAGGGUUUUAAAUACAAAUGUCAUACUUUUUUUCCAUGCAGUAAAUAAAGCAGUCAGCAGUUUCAGAACUUAGUGGGAUACUUACUGGUCACCUUUGGCAUGUUUUAUAGGCUGGAUUUUUCUGCCUUGUUUUGGGAGGCACUGACAGUCUGGUCCCAAUGGGAUCUAUUUUUGUUGAGAUUUUCAAAAGGGAUGUUUUCAUUAUUUGUGAAAUGUUUUUAUGCACACGGGUACUGUACACUCUGUUUCCUGGAAAAAAAAAUGCACUCUGUUUUAUUGCUGGAUUUAAAAGGGAUAACUGGGGCUUUAUCUUGAUGAAUGGUGUUUCUACUUGACUGUUUCAAGUUCCUCUUUUCUCUGUGUGUGGCAGAUGACACAACUGCACUUAUAUUUGUUCAUUUUACUCCAACGUGACUUGAAAUCAGCUCACACGCUGCUUUAGUUGCUCUCUUUCUUCAAAACUGGAUUUUGGAUAGCUGAUGGUUGAGUCUUGUCGAUGUUUCACCAGCAGGAAUUGCUGGGGCUGCAGUAAUUUAGUCUUCAGGGAUUUGUGCUGUCCUCUACCACAUCAUUCAUCAUAAAAUAUGGCAAAGAUGGAGUACAGUGAUGGCUUACUAAUGUCUUCAGUACAAGAAAAUGUGCCCUCCACUGGGCCUCAUGUACUGUUUAUGUGGAUGGUAAAAAGAGAUUACCUUUGGCUGACGUACUGAGGGUUUGUAUUCUUGUGUAUUUUCAUAGGUACAAUCUUGGUUUUGCACGUCAUAGCUUUAGAAACCUGGUGGUGCCUCUACACAGCUCUUGUACUGUGCUAAGCUAAACCUUGUUAGGCAGAAGGGUUUUAUUGAGCUACUGUAGCUGUCUGUAUCACCCCAACGAUUCCAUAACAGAAGUAUUUGACCUCCAAAAAUGUCAUAGAAGGUUAAUGUGGUAGAAUUAUCCCCCAAAGCCUGAGCAGCUUCAGUCCAUCCUAAACUGAACUCAGAGGGUUACAGCACUGAUCCUGGUGAAUGAAGACUACUUUUUUCUAAUGCUAAACAUUUCUGAGUUGCUCUUUGAGGAAUGAAGUAAAAGGCAGAUCAUGUAUGUGUUGUAUAGAACUCCAGGAGUGCUUGCAGUGUCUCCUGGAAUUAAUGGAAACAGUACAUACAGAGUUUGGGAAUGGUAAAAUUACUUUUCCUUGUCAAAGCUUUCAGCUGUAUUUUAUUGUUUCUUAAGGAUUUGCUAGUGUUUAUUCUUGAUUCCAGUGAUGCUUUAAAGGAGGGAAGGAGUACCUCGCUGCUAGGUCUGCAGAAGUGUAAAUAUAUUUACAGUUGAUUUGACUGAGCACUCCAUUUCUCUGUAUACAAAGACUUGGUAAGUUGUUGGCAAAAAGCAAAGUGGCUUGUGAGAUUUUUGAAUGUAAUGGAAUAGGCUUCAAAACUGUCAAGCUCAUAUUGGAGACUGCAUACCUUUGGACCAAAUCUGUUGUUAGAGGAAAAGUUAUUAGAUGAAGUAGCCUUACCAGAAAGCCAAAAAUAGGAUGAUCCUGUACAAAGCUACUCCUUAACCAGUCUUGUCACAUAGUGACAGGCUGGUUACUGCCUACUGUGAGCUCAAAUUACCUAAAAGUAACUAAGCACAAAGACAUUGGCUCUGUCAGGAGACUUCAGAUGGUGGCUGAAGGCUCCAUUUUAAAGGGAUUGUGUGCUGAACCCCUGUUUCAGAGUGCUGCCGACCUUCCCCAAACAUGCAUGUAGCCUUGUUUACAAAGGCAGCCUUUUGGGUGAAGGAUUAGAAUGGCACUUGGGAGCACCAGAUACAACAAGCUUUUUAUUGUGAAGUGUUUUUUCUAAAAGAAAAAUAUUAAUAAUCUGUAUGAAAUAUGGCAAAAAAUGAGUUAAGGUAAGUAGGUUAGUGACACUUUGUCUCCGCAGUCAUUUCUAGCUUCCUCAAGAUUACAUCUGUUGUUCUGAAAUGCACCAGACUUACAAAUGGACUUUUAGAUGAGAAGACAAAGUCACUGUGUUAGGUGUAAAGCUGAGCUUUAAGGCGUGGAAGUGAGCGCAUCUUGCGCUGACACAAUUCAGAGGCAGUAGGUCUAAGUGACUUAGCACAACUGCCUGUGGAAGCCCUCUAGCCUUGCACAGUUCAAGAGGAGUAGGCCUUCUGCUUGGGAUCUGGGGACGGCUCACUCCAGUGACGUGAAUGAACAAUGAAAUCCGGACACCAAUGAAUUCCUGCCCACGCUGAAAGCUCUUGCACGAGUUUCCAAGAAACCUCAUGGAGAACAAAAUCAGUCUGGAGGUGUCAUGUUUCUCCUCUCAUUUCAUUGUUAUGUUUUUUUUCCCCCAGUUUGUUCUAAAUAAAUAAUCUUUAUAGACAAUCAGAGGUCUUUUAGGAGACUCUGCCCUGAAGGGUACCUGCUCUCCACCUGUGGGCCUCUUUCUUAUGCUAACUCAUUGGAACUGAUGCACUUUUCCUGUAUUUUGCCUUUUUUAAUUAGCUGCUUGUU
Messenger RNA from Melopsittacus undulatus (budgerigar), 7762 nucleotides. RefSeq names its product Scm like with four mbt domains 1 (gene SFMBT1). Gene Ontology annotation, cellular component: nucleus. Bases 198 to 2801 code for a protein of 867 amino acids. Lineage: Eukaryota; Metazoa; Chordata; Aves; Psittaciformes; Psittaculidae. Gene Ontology annotation, molecular function: histone binding; transcription corepressor activity; chromatin binding. The record is from RefSeq and is a predicted model, not a curated record. Gene Ontology annotation, biological process: negative regulation of DNA-templated transcription. The transcript has 21 exons.